Microplitis demolitor is the source of this 1662-nucleotide messenger RNA. RefSeq lists its product as uncharacterized. The transcript is spliced from 2 exons. Bases 1 to 1662 code for a protein of 553 amino acids. The record is from RefSeq and is a predicted model, not a curated record. Lineage: Eukaryota; Metazoa; Arthropoda; Insecta; Hymenoptera; Braconidae.
AUGGCAGACGGUGACGACGACUUCAAGGACGCUAAACCUGCAGUUUUCACCACCGUGAAAGCACCUGCGUUCAGUCCGGAACGCGUCAACCUCUGGUUUGCACAGCUCGAGGCACAGUUCAAGAUUCAUGGCAUUGUUCCUGAAAUUGAAAAAUUCUACUACGCCGUAUCGCUCAUCGAAACUAGAUACGCCACCGAGGUUGAGACAAUCAUCAUCAACCCACCGACCGUCAACCCAUAUUCGGAGCUUAAAAAGGUUUUAAGCAGUUGUUUCACCAAGUCGGAAGAAGCAAAACUUCGCCAGUUACUGGACGGCGAAAAUAUCGGCGACAGGACGCCAUCACAAUUCCUGAGGCACUUAAAAUCCCUCGCGCCUAAUGUCGAUGAAGCCGUCGUACGCGAGAAAUGGCUCUCCGGUCUACCUGAGCAGUCACGAGCUCUGCUCACGAUCCAAACCAGCGCUUCACUGACCGAACAAGCUUCAGUAGCAGACAAACUGCACGAAAUCGUUCGCAGCCAAGUCGCGGCCGUCCAGACGCCGACUCCGCCGCCGCUGAGCAACCUGGAGCAUCAAAUCAGCAUGCUUACCCAGCAACUGAGCUCGCUACAAAACGAAGUAUGUCAAUUGCGAGGCAGGUCAUCGACCCGCGAUCCACGACGUCAUCGAAGAGAACGCAGCUCUUCACGCAAACGUGUCAACAAGACCACAGGCAUCUGGAAACGCCAACCAGAGUCACUAGAGGCGGACAGUGAUUCUGCCAAUUCUUCACGCCGCCUAUUUGUCAAAGAUCAAGCCACUGAAACACAAUAUCUCGUGGACACUGGCUCAGAUCUCUCCGUUUUCCCGCGCGGUUUAAUGAAGAACGCGACCUGUAGCCCAAUUGGAUACCAACUCUACGCCGCCAAUGGUUCGCUCAUCCAGACAUACGGCCUGCUCACGCUUACGCCGGAUCUCGGACUUAGACGAGACUUCACCUGGCGAUUCAUCGUCGCCGACGUCACAAAGCCCAUCAUCGGGGCCGACUUCUUGAGUCAUUUUGACUUGGUAGUCGACCUCAAACGCAAAUGCCUACGUGACGGAAAAACUAACCUUACUGCGAAAGCAACGUGGCAAAUUACGACGUCACUCGAUUCAGUUAAGGCAAUUAACGGCGACUCAGAUUACAUCAAGCUACUCCGAGAAUAUGAGGACAUUACCCGUCCCGAAUCGUCGUACAACAAAACAAAGAAGCAUUCGACGAUGCAUCAUAUUAAAACAACCGAUGGUCCUCCAGUGAGAGCUAGAGCACGACGCCUGUGCCCGAGUAAACUCAAGAUCGCCCAGGAAGAGUUCAAGAAGAUGAUCGAUCUUGGCAUCUGCCGACCUUCAGAUAGUCCCUGGUCCUCUCCGCUGCACCUUGUGCAGAAGAAAUCAGGUGAAUGGAGGCCCUGCGGUGAUUAUCGUCCAUUCAACGCCCGCACGGUACCGGACAACUACUCACUACGCUACAUCGAAGAUUUCACAGCAUUCCUCCACGGAAAAACGAUAUUUUCAGUCUUCGAUCUUGUCCGAGCGUUCCUCCAGAUACUCGUCGCACCAGAAGACGUACCUAAAACGGCAAUAAUCACGCCGUUCGGCCUGUUCGAAUUUUUAUACAUGACUUUCGGACUCAGAAAAGCAUAA